Messenger RNA from Lycium ferocissimum, 2774 nucleotides. RefSeq lists its product as uncharacterized. The record is from RefSeq and is a predicted model, not a curated record. The transcript has 15 exons. The coding region runs from base 422 to 1888 and encodes 488 amino acids. Lineage: Eukaryota; Viridiplantae; Streptophyta; Magnoliopsida; Solanales; Solanaceae.
CACAAGACGAAAAAUUGCCUAUUCAAUUUAAGAGAACACAAUUUCCUAUUCGACUAUGUUUUGCUAUGACUAUAAAUAAAGCUCAAGGUCAGACACUAGAUUCCGUAGGAAUUUAUUUACGUGAACCUGUCUUUUCACACGGUCAACUUUAUGUUGCUUUAUCAAGAGCAAAAAGUUCAGACUGUGUAAAAAUAUUAAUCCGACCCGCAACAGUAGACGAUCCCGAUGAUCAUUCUACCUACAAUAUAGUAUAUAAUGAAAUUAUCCAUAAAGCAUUCUCUUAGGACUUUCAAAAAGCUACUAACUAUUGAUAUAACAUAUGUAAGUUAUUACUUGCAUUUACAUUUUUCAUCAACCUUACUUCCUUUAUCAUACUAUUCCAUUGUUUACCCCACUUUAAUUAUUUUUCAGGGGAUAUAAAAUGACACAGCGACUUGGUAUAUAUGCAAUCACUCCUGAAAUACCAGACUGGACCUGUAAAGUGCAAGUUGUGGAUAUAUGCAAACCAGGAGAAAGUUCUCACCGAAAGAUAAAAUAUUUGAACAUGAUCUUUCAAGAUGAACAGGAAGACCAAAUAAAAGCUAUUGUUUACGGUGAUGAUAUCUCCUCUUAUCAAGAUAUAUUCAAGCUGUUCCACACCUAUUUGAUAACGGGUGCGCGCAUACAAGUACCAAAUUUGAGAUAUGAAAGACCUUUGCAUACAUUUGAGUGGAUUAUUGACAAAAAAACCAUAGUUGAUCCAAUUGAAAAAGAUAGUCCAGAUGAGGAUGAAUUGCCACCACCCACAAAGCUGAAUCUUACAUCAUUUGAAGACAUCAACAACCAAGCCGCCCAAUCUACCAAAGAGCAGCUUAAGGACGUAGAAUUUAAUAUACUCGCAAUUGUUGUCCGCUGCUUCCCGCCAAGGUUUGUUCCAAAAGUCCAGAGAAGAUUGCAAGAAGUCAUUCUCAUCAACACUGACAAACAAGCUUUCACCUUCACACUAUGGGAAGAAACUAUUAUUGAGGACGAAGGCAGGAAACUCCUUGACCAAUUCCAAAAACGUCCUAUUAUCUUUGCCAGGCGUAUUGGGGUAUCCAAGUACAAUGGUACAUCGUUGACAACAAGAUUUAACACCACAGUACAAAUUGAUCCCCCUUAUUCUCAAUGCCUACAAUUGCACACAUGGGUCAUAGAAAACAGAGAAAUGCUUGCUUCUUUCAGUCUGAGGAGCACAUCUGAAUCUGGAUCUCUUAUCAGCGUUUCAGUAGAUGAACAAAUAGUCCCAAUUGCAAAUGUUCAAUCACAACAGGACGGGCAUUCCUUCUCCAUUGAGGCAAAAGUAUCACUUCCAAAUAAACUCAAAAGUUGUUAUGUUUUACUAUGUCCCAAAUGCAAACAAGAAGUGAGAAGUUUAAUAAAAAGAAAGUUUCUGUGUAUGACUUGUAAGCAACAAAAUAUGUUAAUUCCCAGGUGCAGAUUUGAUGUAAAUCUCCAUGAUGCCUCCGGAUCAAUAAUUGGGAUAAUUAUGGACAAAGAAGCAGAAAAAUUAUUAUCCCUUACCACAGAUGAGAUUUACGAUCUUGCUUCAAAUGAGGAUGAGUUGCUACCAAUGCAGAAUAUUCAAAGCAAGCUAAAUCAGAACUUUUACAUAAUUCAAGUGAAAAAAUCAUUCUCCCACAGUUCUCAAGCAACAUCUGGAAAAUUGUACAUUUUGUCUUGCACUGAAAAAGGAAAAAUGGUGCAUUCUCUCCCUGAAUCACCAAAAACUGACAUUGAAGAAGGCAACAAAAGGAAAAAGAAACAUUUAGUUUCCUUUGAUGAAGAAACAGAAGUACCAACCGAGCGACGUCACUCGCUCAAGCUGAAACAAAAACUGGAGCCAACAACUCCAGUAAAAAAGAAAUAAAGGAUAACGUUUUUUUGCAAUCACUUUUGCGUUUUGCGGAACAAAGUUCUUUUGUAGGGAAAAUCAAUUCUCUUUUGAAGCUUGCUUUUGACUUUUUGUCUUCCAACUAGAUGUUCGACCAACAUACACAUCCAUCAAACAAAGGGAUUUAGUCUGUCAAUUCGUCCUCUAUGAAAUUCCAAUGGUUGGUCUCAUAAGCGUAAUUGAAGGAGAAUCUUACCAUAGCUUAUAGAUGAGAGAAGAAAAAGAGCAGGUGAAGGAUCUCGAGUUCUCAUUUGUGCCCAUAGAGCAUCUUAUAAUAAACUACAUCCACUUGAUGUUGUGUGGAGAUCGUGACAGUUUCCUACCAAAGAUUGAGAUUUUCUUUGUGGAGGCUUUGUUGAUCAGUGAACUAUACACAUUGAGAGAGUUCAGGACUUCAAAAUCUCCAUUCAAAGCUUAAAUUAAUUCUCAUACUAGAAUAUUAGCGCUCUUAAGCAGAAGAUUGGAAUUGGGCGAGAAGUUUAGUGAGUCCUCUUUUCUGUAAGAUUUCUUUAGUCUGUUAUUUAUAAUUGCACAUCCUGCUUUCCACUCCUAUUACUAUGUGCAAAAAAUUUAACAGAAGUAGUAAUGGUAGAACAUCUAGGGAAUACUUAAUGAUCUCAGUGUGAAUUAACUUUCAAAUUCUGAAAUAUCUUAUGCUUUCUCUUCUCUUUUCCAGUUAACACCCAAAUGCAAUUUCUACAGCCAACUACAGCUGCUUGAAUCCAGAUUGUAGUCCCUUACACGAAGAUCAUCAACAAUUUCACAGUUUUUCUCUUUCUAACAAACUUGGCAAUGUAAUAGUAUAACUUUGUUCCGCACAAUAUGAAGCAUAUUAUCUUUAUAUAAAGCAUAUUUAACUUGA